CAAAGAAUGUGAGGUUGAAUUUGGCUGCAUCACAUUCAUAACAAAUUGGCUUAAAAGAAAAAUGAAAUAAUAAAGCAUCAUAUUCUCUAAAUAUAAUAAAAAUAAACAAAAUCCAAUUUUGAGUAUAUAUAUAUUUUUUAUUUCAAAUCACGGCUGUGAUGGGAUUCAUCUUCACAAGCAAGAUAUAGCAGCAAACACAGAAAAUUUUCUUCUUUCGAGGCAUAAUUCAAAUUAUUGGCGACAACUAUUGAAUCAUCAAAACAAAGAUGUUGUUUCAAGUGGCAGGACAAGGGACGCGUCCUACCUUCUUCGAGAUGGCCGCUGCUCAACAACUCCCCGCCAGUCUUCGAGCCGCUCUUACUUACUCUAUUGGCGUGUUGGCAUUAAGAAGACCGUUUCUCCACAAGCUUUUAGACUAUGAAGAUGAAUUCUUUUCUUUGCUUAUGUUGGUUCUUGAAACCCAUAGUUUACGAAACACAGAUGCCUCUUUUUCUGAAUCGCUCUAUGGUUUGCGAAGGAGAGCUGUGAGAAUAAAGGUAAAAAUGGAUGAUGCCAAACUGAAGACAAGUGACGGCAUUCAGCAUUCUGGAUUAGAAAAGCGUCAGAAAGUUCUUUCGGUUGUAUUUAUGGUUGUGUUGCCGUAUCUUAAGUCGAAGUUGAAUUCAGUCUAUAACAAAGAAAGGGAAGCUAGGUUGCAAGCCAGUUUAUGGGGUCCUGGUGCUGAGAGAUUUGGUGAUGCUGACUAUUUUGAUGAUGGGGGAGGUUCUCUUGUUUCUGAUGGAACUUUGGAAACAGAAACAUCUGUUAGAACACGUUUGUCAAGGAAAAUUCAGAAAAUCAUUUUUGCUUGCUAUCCAUGGGUGCAUGCUAGCUGUGAAGGAUUAUCAUUUACAUACCAGCUCCUAUAUCUGCUGGAUGCUACUGGGUUCUAUUCUGUUGGGUUGCAUGCUCUUGGAAUUCAUGUUUGUCGAGCUACAGGGCAAGAACUGAUGGAUAAUUCUUCUAGAAUUUCAAAGAUACGUAGCCGUGAACGUGACAGACUUCAUGGCCCACCUUGGUUGCAGAAAUUACAAGGAGCGUUGCUUAGCCGUGCGUAUGCCAUGCUCGACUAUGCUCAAACUGGCUUGAUUGCAGCAGUGUUCAUUUUUAAAAUGAUGGAGUGGUGGUAUCAAUCUGCUGAGGAGAGAAUGUCAGCCCCAACUGUAUACCCGCCGCCGCCACCACCUCCACCGCCGCAGGUUGCCAAGGAAGGUAUUCCACUGCCACCUGAUAAAACAAUCUGUCCGUUGUGCUCACAGAAGCGUGCAAAUCCCUCUGUAGUUACAGCCUCGGGAUUUGUUUUCUGCUACGCUUGCAUAUUCAAGUACAUUUCUCAGUAUAAACGCUGCCCAGUGACAUUGAUACCAGCAAGCGUUGAGCAGAUCCGACGGCUCUUUCACGAUGUGUAGACAUACUCAGUAUAUCAAUCUAGAAAUGAGUAGUGGCUUUACUAGCCAAAUAAAGUAGAGCGUAGAGUUAAUGUUUUAGGUUCUAUACCCUGUGGCUACCAAUUCUUUUGUCUUUAAGCCAUUUGUAAGCCUUGUUUGCCCCUGCUAAAGAAAUGAUUUUUCACAUUUGAAUCCAGCAUUGGAAUGAAUCGUUGUUUAUUCAUCUGGGAUAUAUGGAGAGAUGAAAAUUCCAUAAAUAUAGUUAUUCAUACUUAUCGCA
Molecule: messenger RNA, 1707 nt
Organism: Mangifera indica (mango)
Lineage: Eukaryota; Viridiplantae; Streptophyta; Magnoliopsida; Sapindales; Anacardiaceae
Product: peroxisome biogenesis protein 12
Exons: 10
Coding region: 267-1448 (393 amino acids)
Biological process (GO): protein import into peroxisome matrix; protein monoubiquitination
Cellular component (GO): peroxisomal membrane; peroxisomal importomer complex
Molecular function (GO): ubiquitin-protein transferase activity; zinc ion binding; protein binding
Source: RefSeq, a predicted model, not a curated record